ACGUGAUGGGAAGGCAGGACCAACCCAGGGGAGCCCAGCUGCGUGCAAUGUACCUGAGUGACAAGAAGGGGUGGAGCCAGGAUCCUCUCCAUCUUAGACCUCAUUUAAGAGUUGGCAAUGGGGGUGAGGGUAUUUUGCUGGUGAUCUCUGUAUUUUUGAGGCCUUUUGAAGAGGAGAAGUCUCUUCAACUGCAUGAAGAAAAAAUAUUGCAUGAGAAGAAAACUCCUUUGUUUCCCUGUCUACUGCCUACUUUCAGGUGCUGGAAGGAGAGAUGACGCCCUUGAAUAUAAACGCAGUGCUGGACUGAGAAGCAGGAGCUAUUUGUUUCUCCAGAAAACCAUCUGUACUGUCACAUCAGCUCUACUAAAUCAUCUAAAGGUGGGCUAUUCCUACAUGAUGAGGACCUGAAUACAGAGAACUUAACACUGAGAGAAGAGCAAAUCAGAAACUACGAACAUCAUCCAGAACAUGAUCAGAAGAUAGCAUCAUACAUGAUGAUCAUGGCCCCCAGGAAGAGGAAUCGUCAUGCGCUGGGAUUUCUUUGUUGCUUUGGGGGUAGUGACCUCCCUGAAAUCAAUCUCAAGGACAACAACCCUCUCCAAUUCCUUGACUUUACUGUCCCAAUACCACCAACAGAGGAGCUCAAUGCCAGGUUCUCUGAACUUGUGGAUGAAUUGGAUCUUACAGACAAGAACAGGGAGGCUAUGUUUGCACUCCCUCCAGAGAAGAAAUGGCAGAUAUACUGCAGCAAAAAGAAGGAACAAGAAGAUCCUAAUAAGCUUGCUACCAGCUGGCCAGACUACUACAUUGACCGCAUCAAUUCCAUGGCAGCAAUGCAGACUCUGUAUGCUUUUGAUGAAGAAGAAACAGAAAUGAAAAAUAAAAUAGUUGAAGACUUGAAGACAGCUCUGCGGACUCAGCCCAUGAGGUUUGUGAUGAGAUUCAUUGAGCUGGAUGGUCUGAGCUGUUUGCUGAACUUCCUGAAAAGCAUGGACUAUGAGACCUCAGAAAGCCGUAUACACACAUCCGUUAUAGGGUGUAUCAAGGCACUGAUGAACAACUCCCAAGGACGGGCUCAUGUCCUGGCUCAUCCAGAGAGUAUCAACAUCAUCUCCCAGAGCUUAAGGACUGAGAACAUCAAGACCAAGAUUGCUGUUUUGGAGAUCCUAGGGGCUGUCUGCUUGGUACCGGAUGGUCAUAAGAAAGUCUUGCAAGCCAUGCUUCACUACCAAGUCUAUGCUGCAGAGAGAACAAGAUUCCAGACACUGUUGAAUGAGCUAGACCGAAGCAUGGGGCGAUAUCGAGAUGAAGUAAAUCUCAAAACAGCUAUCAUGUCCUUUAUCAAUGCUGUUUUGAAUGCUGGUGCUGGUGAGGACAAUUUGGAGUUCCGGUUACACCUACGAUAUGAGUUUCUAAUGCUGGGAAUUCAACCUGUUAUUGACAAGCUAAGAGAGCAUGAGAAUGCAACACUUGACAGGCACUUAGAUUUCUUUGAAAUGGUCAGAAAUGAAGAUGACCUGGAACUUGCAAAGCGGUUUGACCUGAUCCACAUUGAUACAAAAAGUGCUUCUCAAAUGUUUGAACUGAUCAAGAAAAGAUUGAAGCACACAGAUGCCUAUCCCUAUUUGUUAUCCAUCCUUCAGCACUGCUUGCAGAUGCCAUAUAAGAGGAAUGGAGGAAAUUUUCAGCAGUGGCAGCUGUUGGACAGAAUACUCCAACAAAUUGUUCUUCAGGAUGAACGAGGAGAUGAUCCAGAUAUAGCUCCGCUGGAAAACUUCAAUGUCAAAAAUAUAAUAAAAAUGCUGGUGAAUGAGAAUGAAGUCAAGCAAUGGAGGGAUCAGGCAGAGAAGUUUCGGAAAGAUCAUGCUGAACUGAUGAGCAAGCUAGAGAAGAAGGAGAGGGAAUGUGAGACAAAGACACAGGAGAAAGAUGAAAUGAUGAAGACACUGAACAAAAUGAAAGACAAGCUGCAGAAAGAAUCCUUGGAGCUGCGCCAGGCCAGGGACCAGAUGAAUGACCUGGUAGCACAACUUAAUGAGUACUCGCAAGGGGGCAGCAUUUCCUUCCCAGCCCCACCACCCCCUCCUCCAGGCGGCCCACUAGCAUUGUCCUCUGCUCUCUCCUCUGCUCUCACCUCUGAGAAUUUGCCCCCGCUACCACCUCCUCUGCCUUUCUCCAGCUGUCCCCCUCCUCCUGCCCCACCACCUCCUCCAGGAGGACCUCCUCCCCCGCCAGGAGCACCGCCCUUCUUCAGCUUGGGAGUGCCACCCCCUUCAACAACCACCUUCAGCAGUGCUGGUACCAGCCUGAAGAAGAAGUCUAUCCCGCAGCCUUCACACCCACUGAAAUCCUUCAACUGGGCUAAGCUGAGUGAGGAGAGGAUCCAUGGCACAAUCUGGAAUGAGAUUGAUGAUUUAAAGGCAUUCAAGGUGUUGGAUCUAGAAGAUUUUGAAAAGAUGUUCUCAGCGUAUCAGAGACACCAGGACCUGCUAACUAACCCCUCUUCCUGUAAGCAGAAAGAGAUGGGUUCAACAGAAGACCUUUACCUCUCCACACGAAAGGUGAAAGAGCUCUCUGUGAUUGAUGGCCGGAGGGCCCAGAAUUGUGUCAUUCUCCUUUCCAAGUUGAAGCUGUCUAAUGAAGAAAUCCGACAAGCAAUCUUGAAGAUGGAUGAGCAAGAAGACCUAGCAAAAGAUAUGCUUGAACAGCUGCUGAAGUUCGUUCCUGAAAAGAGUGAUACCGACUUGCUGGAGGAGCAUAAACAUGAAAUUGAGCGCAUGGCUCGGGCAGAUCGUUUCCUCUUUGAAAUGAGCAGGAUUGACCACUAUCAGCAGCGACUCCAAGCAUUAUUCUUCAAGAAGAAGUUUCCAGAGAGGCUGGCAGAAGCAAAGCCAAAAGUAGAAGCCAUUCUCCUGGCAUCCAAAGAACUCAUCCGCAGCAAACGUUUGAGGCAACUCCUGGAGGUCGUUCUGGCCUUUGGCAAUUACAUGAACAAGGGCCAAAGAGGAAGUGCAUAUGGCUUCAAAGUCUCCAGCCUGAACAAAAUUGCAGACACCAAGUCCAGCAUAGACAGGAACAUUACACUGUUGCACUAUUUGAUUAUGAUCUUUGAGAAGAAUUAUCCAGAUAUCCUAGAUAUUCAGACUGAAUUGCAGCAUCUUCCAGAAGCAGCAAAAGUCAACCUGGUAGAGCUGGAGAAGGAAGUCAACAAUAUAAAGACCGGAUUGAAAGCUGUUGAAGCUGAGCUGGAUUAUCAGAAGAGACGCAUACGGGAAUCAGGGGACAGGUUUGUUCCCGUCAUGAGUGAUUUCAUCACUGUUGCCAGUUUCAGCUUCUCAGAGUUGGAAGACCUCCUCAAUGAUGCUAGAGACAAGUACGCCAAGGCACUGAAGCAUUUUGGAGAGAAUGAGGGCAAGAUGCAGCCAGAUGAAUUUUUUGGCAUCUUUGACACUUUCUUACAGUCAUUUGCAGAGGCAAAGCAAGAUUUGGAGAAUAUGAGGAAGAAAAAGGAAGAAGAGGAGCGCAGGGCACGCAUGGAAGCCAUGCUGAAAGAGCAGAGGGAAAAAGAGAGGCGUCAAAAGAAAGCGAAAGCAGGAAGCAUCUCUGAAGAGACUGGGGAGUUUGAUGACCUAGUGUCAGCGUUAAGGUCAGGAGAAGUCUUUGACAAGGACUUAUCCAAACUCAAGCGUAAUCGCAAGCGUUCGGGGAACCAAGGCUUAGAGACAAGCCGGGAACGGGUGGUGACAAAACUAAAUUAUUAAUUACAAGAGAAAGAAAAAUAAUCAACCAAAAUAAGUGAAGAAAAAGAGCAAAACAAGGAAGAUGAAUGUGUGCGAUGGCGCCUGGCUGACAGCUGCCCCAAAGGAUUUCUUUGGUCUGUGGGUAGAGACGUUACCUUUCCAUUGAUCAGCUUUCCUCUCAUCCCUCCUCUGCGCUCCUAAUUUGAACCAUUAUAAAAGUGCCUCUGUGGAGCCAGCAGGGUCUGUGACUGGGCCAUGCAGACCUGACAGAUUUGCUUCUGGGAGUUGAUUGUGUCAUGAAAGGCCUCAUGAUGACGACAGAAAGUACUGGGCCUUGCAGACAGCCUUGCAGCUGGAGAAGGAUAAUUUUCUGCGUGCCAAAGUGAAAAUGAACUAUGAUCCGUCUUGCUGAUAAUAAGCAACACUAAUUUCAGAAACAGCUCGGUAAACACCUGUUGCUUUUUCAAUAACUAGACUGGCCUUCGGGGUCUUGUCAAGGUGUGGUUCUUGAGGUUACAAAUUCCUUCCCAGAAUUGGAUUUUAUAAGCCAUUGAUGAUCAGCAUCUGAAAAAUGCUUUUGGUCUCAUGUUCUAUAUAAUGUUUUUGUAUGGCCUGUACUGUCCAAAGCAAGUGAUGCUCAGAAGGAAGUUAUCAGUUCUGGAAGAAAAUGCAAUUUGAAAAUCAGGAUUGAUGUAAAAUACUUUGCCAAAGUCUUUUGGAUUCUGCUUUCCUAUAAACAGUUUUCUGGAAUUCAUUGAUGGUUGAGCCUCAAAGUUCUGAAAUUCAUUUUCUAAGAAAGAAGUUGUGGCUUUUGUUUAGAAAACUAUGCCACUAAUAGGUUGGAAUUUCACCUGGAUGACUGUGGAGCCUGUUGUAAUUGCUGGAGAGUGAGAAAGAAAACAUUUCUUAUCCAUUUAUGCAAGAUUCCUUAGUGCAACCCAAUGGAAAUCGGAAGCUCCUGAGUAUCAUUCAUAGGUCACAAAUUGCAAAAAGCAAAUGGGAUUGCAAGCUGCAAGAAGUGAGAUUUAUUCUCCACUCGAUGCAGGUUGCAACUGCUGUUGGAAUUAACUGGACUUUCUGCAUAACAGGUUGAUUUAUUGCAUGCACCCCAAUCCUAUCUAGGGUAAUCACAUAGUUCAGUAGGAUAUCAAUGUUGUCACAGGAGGACUGUACAGGCCACAGCCUUUUUCAUUUAGAAGGGAUUAGUUAGCAUGAACCAAUGGAAGGUCCCAUACGGAAAACUGAGUUUUUUUUCCAGGAGGACACAAAAUCAUGUAAGUGAAGCAGGCUUUGGAAACGGGUUAAUUCAUAAGAAAAAAAGAAAUUUGUGUUUACACUGCACCUAUGAGGCACACAGUGAAAAAGCAGAGAACCCCAAGAAGAUGCUUGAAUUCUGAAUUUGAUUUAUCUUCACGACUCUAGGAAGAGGAUUCAAUUCUGUGGGCUGCCAUGGCCCUUUUUUGUCUUUUUUUUUUUUUCUUCAAUCCUGUCAUCCCUUUUGAUUAUCAACUCUGGAGAGGGAAAAAGGAAACGAAAGAAAUUGUGAUGGAUUCUUCCUCCUAGACAAGAAGAAGACUUCAUUUGAGAAGAAAGGCCUACCAUUUACAAACUAUGUAUCAACAGUAAACAGCACAAAGUGUCAGGGAAUCCCAGGGAAACAGAAAAAGCUCCAUUAGUCACUUUAAUAUUUUGGUUCUAUUUUUCUAUGAAUGUCACUUAACCUCAGGCUCAGCACUGAGUCUGCAGAAUAGAACUUCUUCGGCCAUACACGCUGCCUGAUCAGUAUUACACACUACCAAUAUUGGAGAAGCCAACAGUGGUGGUUUUCUGAACACUAAAAUAAUUCUGUAAACUAUGGAAAGAAGCAAAAGAUUUAGAAUUGUUAAACUCUAAUGUUUCAUUGUUUACUGAAUUUUGAGACUCCCACCCUACAAUUUCCCUAUUUACGACAUUCCAGACUGCCGCGCCUCUGUAUAAUACUCAUCGUAAAGAGCUGGUAUCUUACAAGAGCUGGGUGCAUUCUCCUCCCUUAUUAUCCCAUUGCCCUUCUGGGAUUAGCUAUUAACAGCAAUAUCCAUUGCAGCAGACACAAGCACCUUGUAGAAGAAAGACUGUAUUUCAUAAUGGUUUUUGAAAGUUUAACUCUCACUUUUAUAAGCAUUUUUAUUUUAAGAUACAAAGUGGAUUUUUAGAAAUGUCUCUUGUAAAUUAUAUUAACAAGCUCCUUGCUGCUCCCCAAAGUAGACAUGCCAUAUCUCAGCCCUUUUUUUUUGUUUGUCUUGUUUUAAAGCAUGCCAUAUAACCCAUGCCAUGUAAGCCAUAUGAGAGGUGUUAAUAUGUGCCAAAUUGGUAUACAGUUGAGUUUAGAUUUUGAUAAUCCCUGAAUUCCAGAGAUGAUUCUUUUAGGGAUUAGAAUGUUGUAGAUUUCCCUCCUCUGUUCUCCUCGGUUUUAGGACUCGCUCAGAAGUUCAAGUGUAGUGCCAGUGCCAAGGUGAGCUCUGGUGCAAGAUGUGACCUGUGUCUCUGUCCAACUUAUGGCUGCUUGCUUGCUCCCCAGGUACUUGUUCAAUAUGGCAGACUGUCAGCAAGGCAGUUCUGUUAUAGAAGAAAUACCUCAGGGCAAAACCCUUGAAUAUAAAUACGGCAUUCCCCACCCCAGUACUUUUCAAACCAGGUUCAUGGAGUGCUUUUUGAAACUGAAAUCACUUUGCCAGGCCAUAAAUGUAGCAAAAGCAGAGAGAGUGAUAAUCUCCCUGUCCAUUUGUGUACACAGUUCAGCCCUGAUAUGAAAAGUUAUAUGAUGGUACGCAGUGCUCCAGUCGCAGUGACAGUCAGAGAAAGCUGCUGUAGCUUUGCCACCCCCUUGAUAUAUACACCAGUAAUAAGAGACUGUGCAAGUCCAAUAAAUCAGUUGUGAGAUACAUUACUGGAACUGACAGAAAGCCCGGAGUCGUGCCCCCGGUUCAUUGCAGCUCAACUUUCUUAGCACUCAAGGGCCCCAGACUUUUGUUUUGAAUUGGUGGUGGUGGCUGAAGGUUUCUUUCAACAUGCUGAACAGUCUCCCCUGGCUGUUCACUGCUUGGUGAAUGUUCAUGAAAAGCACUGUGGAAAAGCUUGGUUACUCACUGAGGCAAGCAGUGAUUUCAUCUAAGUCGUGACAAGCAGAGAGUCCCAUUAAUAUAUCUUCUCUAAGAGAUGAGCGUGGCCACAGCAGAUAAGGAAGAAGUUGGAUCUGCUCUAGGGCCCGACUUCAGAUUUUUUUGCAAAGCCAAGUUCAUCCUUGCUUGGAGUCUCUGGCAUGCUGUGAGUGCAGCUAUGCUCUGUUCCUCAUCUGCAGUUUUGAUUGAGUUGCUAAGUGCUGAAGAAGGCAGGAAAAUCUAAAUCUUUGUCCUCUAGUGCCUCUGUAGCCUGGGCGGGCAUAGCAAGCAGUCAUGAGGCAUAACAUUAAGGCAAAACCUCUAUAUCGUAUUCUGAGGGACAGAGAAGAACUUAAGGUCUGCUGUUGUCUUUGCAGCUGUGCUUAGCACCAGCAUUUUAAGUAGAAGAGGAGGAAAUGUGAAAAAGGUUAUCAUUGAGGGCUUGUUCUACUUUAUACUUUUCCUAGAGAAAUGUAGUUGUUGCUAAUUAUAUGAUGAAGUUCUUCACACCUAGAAGAGGAGGUACUUUCUAAUUCUCCAAACCUUGUCUGUAGAGAUCUAGUGCUUCUUCACUUACCUGUGUGUCUUUGCAUUGUUCUUAAGCAGAUUGCAUUAGGAUGACCCCUGAAGAGACUGCAGAACUUCCCCCCACACACACCCCACUCCCUUGUAGACUUUGUCACUCUUCUCAGUUGUCCGCAAGUCUCUGAAAAUGCUACAAAGUGACUUCAGGGCAGCAAGGCCCUUCCAUGCUUUGCAGCACAGCUAUGGUCCGGGCACUGGUUCCCUACAAGAGCAGAAGCAGGACUAAUAUUCAGGGAUGAGAGAGUCUCCACUAGAGAGACAGCUUGGGCAUCCUUCAGAAGCAUUUCUGUAAUGUGUUCACAAUGUCUGAGGAAGGGGAAGGCAUCGUGAGGGGCCCUGAUGGAAGGCUGUGGAGCAGGUGUUUCUGUAAUGGUCAGCUCCAUUGGCUGAAUCUUCCCUCUUUUUUAAGAAAGCUCGCACUCUGAGCUGGGUUGCACGGGAGAAGCUUGUGUCAGGAGUUUCCUUGAGGGGAAAGGAGAUCAGUUGUACAGUUGAUGAUGUACAUGAUAUAUGCAGUUUUGUUUCUGGGUUGGUUGUUUUGUGUUUGUUUGUUGUUCUGUUUUUUUUUUCUUUUUUGUUUGGGGGUUAAAUGAUUUUUUUUUUUAUGGUUUUAGGAAUCUUUAAGGGGAACCUGUAAAUCUGACACCUCUAUUUAUUUUGCCUUAUUUUAGUUUGCUAUGUUUGUAUGUAUACACUGCAUUACAGCAAAGACUCUUGAGACCGUGCCAGGGCAUUACACCAGCUAGACAGCUGGCGUGGCCAUUCUGCAGCAAGCUGAGCAGGGUGUGGGGUGGGGUGGGGUGGGGGGGGAGCAGCCUUGGUGUGGGAAGGGAGGCAAGGAAGAACUUCACUUUUGCUUUCAUAGGACUCACUGUGCCCUAAUAAUAAUGGACUUGGGAAAGCAUGUCUUUUAAAGCAUGUGGUGAAUUGAUGCAAUUAGGUUGUUUCAGAAUACUUUCUAAAAACAACUGUUUUCUUGUAAUGAAUCAUGGUGGGAAUAUAUUGAGAAGAGUUAAGCUACACAGUUGCUAACUCAAAUUUCAACCUCCAACUCAAAUUCUGCGCAUAAUGCCAGAGAAGCUCAAAUAGAUGUAAGAGCAUGGAUCAUACUCUUACCAGAGUUUAUGUGUUGGUGAGACAAACUGUGACAGGCCAAGGAAGAAAGGAUUCUCUCUGAUUCCCCUCUUUCCUUCUCCAUUCUACUUCCUCAGAGUAUCCAGGGUAAGCAGCAUUCUUUGGCUGUUUGGUCUUCUCUCUGUGGAGUCUCUAGCAAUAAUACAUGUUUAGCCACAGCUCUGGCUUCUGUGCUGAACAAGAAAGAUUUCUAGCUGCCUGCCAUUCAAACACUUAGCUGCUGUUGGCCACUCAUACUUUUCCUUAUCAAAGUUGGAAAACGCCAACUUAGGUAAUACAACUUGGCCAACUGAAAAUAUAGUUGUAGAUAUUAAAGCUAUUUACUGCUCUGAGUAGUUUGGAUGACCAGAUUCUCCUAAAGCUGGCCAGAUCAUGCUGAGAAGGAUGUCAUUAGCUUAGAAAGGUGUUAUGGCACCUCAUUUUGAGUCUGGAUGCUUAAUAGAUAUUCCAAACCAGUCUUCUGAUGCUGGUGUUAAUGUGGAAUAGAUCCAGUAUAUACACAGUACAGUGUUUAACACCAACAUUAUUUAAAGCAACAUCCGGAUCAGAACUCCCCUUUUAAACAGCUUUAGCUGUUGAGAAGAUGUUCUACAGGGCUUUCAAAGGGCUUGGUCCUUUCAGCUGUCCGACAGUUGGAGCUCUCACUCAACUGAUCUAGGAAAGCCUCUAUGAUAUGCUACUGACAACCCAUGACCUCUACACUUCUCCCCAUCUUCAGACUUGCCCCUAAACACUCUCUUUAAAAAUCUUUGCUGUUCUAGAAUUGUAGGAGGACAUCAGGUACCUGAGCCACGCUCAACGCUUCUCCCUUCCGAACUGUAUUCAGCCAUUCUCCUCCCCUGCCAGCCUGCUCAGUUUGAAACUUGCAGAUCAGUUUUGGAGGUAUCCCUGCCUGCUGAGCUGGAAAGUAUAGUGCUGCUUACUGAUGUGGGAGGUUGUGUGCUGCUGUAAUGCCUUGGCGUAUCCUCAUUUCUUAGUCAAUUUAAGACUAUAAGUGAAUUAAAUGUACAAAUCCUGUAGUGUCCUUUUUAUCUGUAUCUUUUUAUAAGAAUAUACUGUAAUACUAAAAAACAAAAGCAAAAAAAUUAAAGAUAUAUUGCCCCCA
Messenger RNA from Gallus gallus (chicken), 9701 nucleotides. RefSeq names its product dishevelled associated activator of morphogenesis 2 (gene DAAM2). The record is from RefSeq and is a predicted model, not a curated record. Gene Ontology annotation, biological process: regulation of non-canonical Wnt signaling pathway; actin cytoskeleton organization; positive regulation of canonical Wnt signaling pathway. Bases 492 to 3761 code for a protein of 1089 amino acids. NCBI's taxonomy places the organism in Eukaryota, Metazoa, Chordata, Aves, Galliformes, Phasianidae. The transcript has 29 exons. Gene Ontology annotation, molecular function: actin binding; small GTPase binding.